UUAUUUAUACGUAUAUAAAAAUAAUAAUGAAUAUUAGAGUUAAGUUUGGUGGUGUCGUGCCACUGGUCGUGCGGCCAGGUUUCCCUUCUGGCUUGCAAUUUCUUAUCCAAAACCAAAGCAAUGAACACUCUAAUCCCCACUUCUCCUUGCAACUUCUGCUAUAUUCCAAGCUUCUUUUCCCACACAACCGCCUUUUCCCUAAAGCUUUCCGCCAUAAAAUUCAGCCACAGAUUGCGCGCCAAUUCCAACCACCUACAAACCCAGGCAAUAGAGGAACCGAAAGAAGAAGAAAAUGGGAUAGCAGCUGAACCCCAGCAGCUAACCAAGGCGUCCUCUGCUCCUGCACUCGAUAAAGACCUCAAGAAGGUUGUUCAAAAGACUGCUGCAACAUUUGCACCAAGGGCCUCUACUGCCUCAAAAAAUCCUGCUGUACCUGGAACUACUUUAUAUACUGUCUUUGAGGUUCAAGGCUAUGCCUCAAUGUUGUUAGGCGGUGUUCUAUCUUUCAAUCUUUUAUUCCCCUCAAACGAACCAGAUAUAUGGAGAUUAAUGGGAAUGUGGUCAAUUUGGAUGUUCACAAUACCUUCGCUCCGAGCACGGGACUGCUCAAAAAAUGAGAAAGAAGCUCUCAACUAUCUGUUUCUCCUCAUCCCAUUACUCAACGUUAUAAUUCCAUUUUUCUUGAAGUCUUUUGCAGUCGUCUGGUCGGCGGAUACCAUUGCCUUCUUUGGCAUGUAUGCUUGGAAGUUGGGAUGGUUUCAGAGAAGAGACUUGGACCUAGAAUAAUCAAAUCAAGAUUUUCGGAUUGGAGUCGAAACUGUAAAAAGAAUUCUAAUGUAUAAAAGGUACAGUAAUUAUUUGAGUUCUUAUGGAAGGUAGUAAUAUAUUGUUGAUAUCCUCAAAUUUCAAA
Molecule: messenger RNA, 910 nt
Organism: Cucumis melo (muskmelon)
Lineage: Eukaryota; Viridiplantae; Streptophyta; Magnoliopsida; Cucurbitales; Cucurbitaceae
Product: protein RESISTANCE TO PHYTOPHTHORA 1, chloroplastic
Exons: 4
Coding region: 121-786 (221 amino acids)
Biological process (GO): defense response
Cellular component (GO): chloroplast
Source: RefSeq, a predicted model, not a curated record